Messenger RNA from Sorghum bicolor (sorghum), 1460 nucleotides. Its product is annotated as probable calcium-binding protein CML30. Lineage: Eukaryota; Viridiplantae; Streptophyta; Magnoliopsida; Poales; Poaceae. Gene Ontology annotation, molecular function: calcium ion binding. Bases 172 to 909 code for a protein of 245 amino acids. The record is from RefSeq and is a predicted model, not a curated record. The transcript has a single exon.
GCUCCAACGCUCCUCUCCUGCUUCGCUCGCCUCCCCUCAUAUACGGAGAGGUACUCCAACUCCAUCAACCGCCGCCCUCCUCUCCAGAUCUCCCCAUUCACACACAGUCUCGCGCGCGCACAGAUACCUCCAAGGCCAAGCGCAAGCAAAGCAAAGCACCCACCCCAACCCAUGGCGCCUCUCCUCCUCCUUUUCCUCCUCGGCAGCAUCUGCGCCCUCUUCUCCCUCACCACCUCCUCGCGCGCCAGCGGUAAGAAGAGCGACGGCAAGGAGCCCAGAUGCAGGGACGGCUGCGUGCCGGAGGAGACGACGCAGCAGCAGCAGGAGGAGGAGGAAGGGAAGAAGAAGCAGGCGCGGGCCGACCCGGAGAAGGACCUGGGCAUCGUCUUCUCCACGUUCGACCACGACGGCGACGGCUUCAUCACGGCGGUCGAGCUGGAGGAGUCGCUGCGCCGCCUCGGCAUCGCCGUGUCCGCCGACGAGGCCGCGGCCAUGGUCGCGCGCGUCGACGCCAACAGCGACGGGCUCAUCGACAUCCACGAGUUCCGCGAGCUCUACGACUCCAUACCCAAGAAGAGGAAGCACCAGCACCCUGCCGCCGAUUUCAGUGGGGCGGCAAGGGAGGUGCCGGUUGAGGGCGACGACGAAGAGGCCGAGGGGGAGGAGGAGGAUGAGGAGAGGGACCUGCGGGAGGCGUUCGACGUGUUCGACGGCAACAAAGACGGGCUCAUCUCCGCCGAGGAGCUCGGCACCGUGCUGGGCUCGCUCGGCCUGCGCCGCCAGGGCAACGGCCGGACCGCCGUCGCCGACUGCCGCGACAUGAUACGCCUCGUCGACAGCGACGGCGACGGCAUGGUGUCCUUUGAGGAGUUCAAGCGCAUGAUGACCGUCGUCAACGUCAAGGCCUAGGCUCCUCGAUCUUCUUCCUCCUCGCAGAUCAAAUCGAAUACGAAACUUGGAGCGGCGGAUUUGCAAAGGCAAGUAACGUUAUUUUGUUCUUGGAUCGGAUCGGAAGAGACGCAACGGGGAUUGGUUAUCGAUUAACACGCCAAGUAGCUUCUUGCUCUGUGUUUCUCCCCUGUUCCUCAAUCUUGAUAACUUCCUCUCUUUUUUUCACUCUGAUUCUCUCAUAUUUGUUUCUAGUCCUUGUUUCUGUUUUUACUGACAGGUAUUGAUCAGACAUGUAUGUAAAUACUAGUUAUUGCUCGCUGUCAGAUUAAUCUGUGGAAAAAUGAACAACUAGAUGAAUCAACGAGGAUGACCUGUUCAUUCGGUGUUUGUGUUUGGGACCCUUACCAGUUCAAACAAUUGUGUUUAAGAAUUGUCGAUGAUGUGUAAUUGUACAAGUCUGCGUGUCAUGCUUUCUACGACCAAACUUUGACAGUUGAAAUCUGCUCUUGGCACAAGGUUGCCAGUUGCCUGUUCAUGAAGUAGUAAACCCAAAGAAAAGUUCUUGUCUU